Daldinia loculata is the source of this 1308-nucleotide messenger RNA. RefSeq lists its product as uncharacterized. The transcript is spliced from 4 exons. NCBI's taxonomy places the organism in Eukaryota, Fungi, Ascomycota, Sordariomycetes, Xylariales, Hypoxylaceae. Bases 179 to 1150 code for a protein of 323 amino acids. The record is from RefSeq and is a predicted model, not a curated record.
GCUGUUAUAAAAGUUGGGUUGUGCUGUUAAAGUUACUGCUUAAACACCGCCUUAUUAUAAGUUGAUAUGAUGCUCCUCUAAUCUAGAUCCUACGAAUCCUCCCUUUACUAGUAAUGCGGCACCUGAGACCUAGCGGAUAGUCUGGUGUAGGUAUUACAGGUAUUGCAGACUUUACUACAUGCAUACCUAUCUCAAAAGACACGUGAUUAUUAAAUUAUUCAAGCAACACAGUCUUUGUAGAGUCUCCCUUCUUAAGUUAUCGCGGCUGACUUUUCCUUGGGUUUUCGUGUCCCAUUAUUCGCAUCUCCAACUCAAAACCCCUUAUCAGCUAAUUAUCUCUUGUAAAAUGGCACCGUCAAUCGAUUCAUUCCUUGACAAAAAGAUCGCAGAUCGAUGGGGUCCGACGCGAAAUGAGGCGAAUGCUCUCCGCGAGCUUCUCCGAGGGAACAUCAACCAUGAGGAAGCAGCUACGAGGUUUACAAGCGAUAUUGCUGCAUCUCGCAGUGCUGAUGUGGCCAGCGGAUCUUUAUGGGGUAUAUGGAUGCUGCUCCAGGAGACAGCAAAAAAGUUUCCCGAGCACCAUGCUAAGUUGGUCAAAUUGGUAGAUGCUAUUCGGCAACUUCCAGACCUCGUAAUCAAGGGAGAAACAGCCGUCAAGUGGCCUGAACUUCCGAAACUGGCAGAAGUAUGGGGAGAGAAUGUCUAUGAUCGGGAUGAAUUGGCCUAUUCCGAAGAGCAUAUAGCAGUGACCGCAUUCACGGCCCAGCUUUGUGCCCGGCAGCUUGUCGAUGCCAACGAUUUUCUGUCAUGGGCAGUAAGGGAUUUUUAUGCUGCCUUCGAGCAGACUCCGGCAGAAGCGGCUGAUGUUAAGGGAGACAACGUUCGGCUAUUGAAUGCCAAUGUGCCUAUCGCGGCACAAUGGAUCCUGCAUGCCGGAGAGAUAAUUUACAACUGCGAAGAGAGUUUUAAUCUCGAGUCGAGCGAUGGCUUAUGGACGGGUAAGCCUGGAUUUAGCUGGGGUAGAUGGAAGCUAUGGAAGGAAAGGGCAGAAUGGGUAUCUGGCCUCGAUAGGGUGGUAAGACAAGAGACGAUAGAUGUCGCUAAGAAAAUGGUGGAGAAAAUGAGUCAGAUCGAGAAUGAAGAGGCCUGAUGGAAAGAAUACAAGGGUGAGCAACUUGGUUCAAUAAAGGAAUUGAUAGAAUUGCGAGCGUGUUUGAUAAUUGAUUUUUAUAAUGGUGUAAUAUUCUUGAUACUUACCAGAAGUGCUAGUUAUAGAAGUGUCGAUGAAUAAUGUUGUUAUUAGAUGAA